Molecule: messenger RNA, 1405 nt
Organism: Phaeodactylum tricornutum CCAP 1055/1
Lineage: Eukaryota; Bacillariophyta; Bacillariophyceae; Surirellales; Neidiaceae
Exons: 1
Coding region: 194-1276 (360 amino acids)
Molecular function (GO): protein binding
Source: RefSeq, a predicted model, not a curated record
UUUGCACCCACAAACUUACAGCACAUACACAGAUUUAGAUUGGGCCUUUUUUCCACGGCCCGAUACACUAUUUUUGCUUCCCAACAACCUUCCCAUCCACAAUUGAAGUGUACGGAAACAAAAUCGAUCACUCGUUGGCGUGCCCUUUUCCAAGCCUCAUUCUUCCAUACCACAAGCUCUGUCCCGAUCGACCAUGAUUUCCCGGAAUGUGCCAACCCUUCGUGCCGUUGCUUUGGCUCAGGCAGAAGCGUAUCAGCGGCCGUUGAGUGAAGAAACCGUUGCGGCCAAAGACAGAACCGGACCAACUACCUUCGUUAGCUCUGGCUACGAAAGCGCGGACGGGAGUCGCAAAAGAGCCGAGCCAGAGGGUAUGGAAUCAGGGGUUAGACGCACCAAGAGAAGGCGUCUGCAGAAUGCGCAGGGAAGCACAAUUGGUGAAGGAUCACGAGCUGGCUCCUCAUGGGAAACCGGAGGUCGCGGGGAUCAUCAAGCUGGCUUCAUGCAAAACGUGGAUUCCGAGCUCAUGUCUCAACAGAGACACCGUGGAGAAUCUCAGAUCACGAACAGGCCCAUUUUGGAGGAGAGAUUUCGCCCGGAAACGCGUGACCUUACGCAAGCACUCUCGGCUCUCGAUGAUUUGAACGUUUCAAAUCGACCUCGAGAGCGCACUCAAUCUUUUUCUACUCAUACUCGGGGGGCGAGCACUGUCGGACGAGCUGUGAGGGGAUCCCCGCAAGGACUGAUUGGUUUUUCUCCGGUCAGGUUGUAUGCCUCGGACGAAGCAGAAGACCAGAGUGAAGUGAAAUGCUCUAUUGCUGGCGAAGAAGCCUAUUCGAGAGAUGGUCUUCGACCGAACGCCCGCUCUAGGCGUAACUUUACGUGCGUUCCUGCGCGGAUGCCGCCAGUAUCGGCUUUAAAUCGUACUGAAGACCAAGACGACCCUAAUCCUCGGCCCGAUAUAUACGAAGUAUCCCUCACGCCUGACCCCGUCCACGGACUCGGCCUGCUACUCGCCUGCGUGGUGGAUGGCCUGCCUUGUAUUGCUGAACAGUACAAAGUCCUCCCCAACCGGGUACUCCCGGCCCAAGCCGCCGGAACCAUUUGUCUGGGGGAUGAACUAGUGGCUGCGAAUGGCGUCGGUCUUGACGGUCGAGCCUUCGCCUGGAUUGUGGCCUACAUUCGAUACGUCGGACGUCAAGGGAAGCCUAUUCGCAUGUGCUUUCGACGCCGGCCGACAAGGCUUGAGCUGGCCGACAUGCCCGCUGCAUCGGCUUAGAGGAUGGGCGGGACACGAACUGUCGCUCCCUACCUGACUUCUGCCUGGUAAUUUGGAGACAGACCGACAGCUUAGUGAUCUCGCUUUCUGUAUAAUUGUCACUACCUAACAGUUUACAGUUAAUUUUUC